Molecule: messenger RNA, 458 nt
Organism: Lolium rigidum
Lineage: Eukaryota; Viridiplantae; Streptophyta; Magnoliopsida; Poales; Poaceae
Exons: 3
Coding region: 1-450 (149 amino acids)
Source: RefSeq, a predicted model, not a curated record
AUGGGGGUGGUGGCGUUGCCGGCCCGGAGAGUUCGCGUCGGCCGAGCACCGCCAGAUAGAACUCAUUGCGCGGAACGGCAAAGCGCAUUAGAGAAGUCAGUAUGGUGUUUCGCGGAGGAACUCGGUGAUGAGGACAUCGACCCCUGCCUGGGUACAACUUUUGACUCGCUUAGUGAGGCGUAUGAUUUCUAUAAUCUGUAUUCCUGGGAACAUGAUUUUGGGAUCAGAUAUGGGAAGAGCCGGUUGAAUUCAGCAAAGACGAAGUGCAUCCAAGAACUCGUCUGCGGGUGCUCGGGGAAGCCCACUGGUGAAAAUACAAGGUCUUGCCAUUGUGAAUGCCCAGCAAUGAUACGGCUGCUGAGAUCUGCAGACAAUGGGUGCUACAAUACGGAGCAUAGAGUAACCCACAAUCAUGUGCUGAUGGAGACAUGUGGUGAGAUUGCAUUCUGACCGUCACA